Arachis stenosperma is the source of this 1017-nucleotide messenger RNA. RefSeq lists its product as uncharacterized. Lineage: Eukaryota; Viridiplantae; Streptophyta; Magnoliopsida; Fabales; Fabaceae. Bases 1 to 1017 code for a protein of 338 amino acids. The record is from RefSeq and is a predicted model, not a curated record. The transcript has a single exon.
AUGCCAGCAUACAUCAAGUAUAUGAAGGAGCUGCUUCCCAGGAAAAGCUCACUCAAGGGAGGCCAAACUAUAGUGAUGAAUAAGGGGUGCAAUGCUCUCAUUCAACCAGAAUUGCCUACAAAAAGAAAGGACCCAAGGAGUUUCUACAUUCCCUGUGCUAUAGGAGAAACCAUGUUUGAUAAAGGACUCUGCGAUUUGGGAGCAAGCAUCAACUUAAUGCCCUUAUCCCUUAUGAAGAGGCUGCAGAUUAAUGAGAUAAUGCCCACAGAUGUAGUCAUCAGGCUGGCUGACAAAACUCAAAAACAAGCAAUAGAAGUGGUGAAAAACGUGUUGGUGAAGGUUGGGAAAUACUUCCUCCUAACAGACUUUGUCAUAUUGGACAUGAAAGAGAGUCACACUCACCCAAUCAUAUUGGGAAGACCAUUCCUAGCUACGGCCAGAGCACUCAUAGAUGUGGAGCAAGGGGAGCUCAUUCUGAGGAUCCAUGAUGAACAGCUCACCUUCAAUGUUUUCAUGCACUCACAAGAAACAUAUCAAGAGAACAAUGAACCAAAGAAAGAUCAAUGUGAGAUACUAAAGGAAGAAACAAGCACUGAAGCACAACCAGCACCUCUGGAAAUCCCAUUGAUUGAGGAACAAGGCAAACAGCAAUUGCCACAGCUCAAAGAGAAUCAGGAGGAACCUAAACCACCAGAAUCAUAUGAGACCAGUAACCACAUUUCCUUAGAGGAGGAGGUCACAAAGAAAAAGACAACAUCACAAGGAACAAAGAAGAAGGUACCAAGGAGGUGGAGGAACAAGAAGAUACCUACCGAGGACUUCUCUCCAGGGGAUAAAGUGAUCUUAUCUUACUUCCCAGAUAUCCCCCCAGAUCUCCCCACUGUACCAUCUCAGUUACCUAAGGUCUUCACUAUCAACAGAGUUCUCUCCUUGGAACAUGUAGAGAUCAUUGAUACAACCACUGGAUAUAGGUCUACUGCCAGAGGAGAAGACUUGAAACAUUAUCAACCUCCCUGA